Molecule: messenger RNA, 1170 nt
Organism: Metarhizium robertsii ARSEF 23
Lineage: Eukaryota; Fungi; Ascomycota; Sordariomycetes; Hypocreales; Clavicipitaceae
Product: amidohydrolase family protein
Exons: 2
Coding region: 1-1170 (389 amino acids)
Biological process (GO): dodecyl sulfate metabolic process
Molecular function (GO): linear primary-alkylsulfatase activity; protein dimerization activity
Source: RefSeq, a predicted model, not a curated record
AUGGCUACCAUUAUCUGUCCUGGGGCAUGGGACCUUCAUCAUUGGACCAUGACGAAAUGCACGACUUGCCUCCUGGGCAGGGCCUUGAAUCAAACGUCCCGAAAGCAAACAGCUGCAAAAAAACAUACAGCGAGGAAGCUACCCAUUUUACGAGAACGACAACUUGCCAUCUUGGCUUGCCGUCUGUCCAAAAGACAUGUUGGCACGAUUGACCUGUUUGGCGGCCGGGCCGACGUGGUGUUUGCCUCGCACCACUGGCCGACCUGGGGGCAACGCAGCGCCGUCGACUUCCUCGCCUCGCAGCGCGACCUGUACGGCUACCUGCACGACCAGACGCUCCGCCUGCUCAACAGGGGGCUCACGGGGCCCGAGAUCGCCGAGGCCAUGGCGCUGCCGCCGGCGCUCGAGGGCGCCUGGGCCGCCCGCGGGUACUACGGCUCCCUGAGCCACAACGUCAAGGCCAUCUACCAGCGCUACAUGGGCUGGUUCGACGGCAACCCGUCCCAUCUGUUGGAGCAUCCGCCUGUCGACCGCGCCCGGCGGUACUUGAAGCUCGCGGGGGGCGCGGGCCAGGUCGUCGACCGCGCGAGGGAGGCCCUUGGUGAGGGCGACUUCCGCUGGGCGGCCGAGAUUCUCAACCACGUCGUGUUUGCGGAGCCCGAGCACGCCGAGGCGAGGGGCCUGCUGGCAGAUACGUACGAGCAGCUGGGCUACGGGAGCGAGAACGGGCCGUGGCGGAACUUUUACAUGUCGGGGGCGGCGGAGCUGCGCGGCGGCAAGUUUGGCGCCCCCACGUCGACUGCUUCCGGGGAUGUGGUCGGCCAGCUCACGCCCGAGAUGGUGUUUGACUCGCUGGCCGUCAGGGUCGACGGGCCGAGGGCGUGGGGGCAGAGGCUGGCGAUUGACGUGGUGCUGGUGGACGCCGGCGAGCGGUACAGGCUGUGGCUGUCCAACGGGGUCUUGGUGUAUUCGGCGGCGAGGCCGGAGACGAGCCCGGACGUGACGCUCUCGGCGACGCGGAGGCAGCUUUGUGCGCUGGUGGGUUUGGGACGGGGUCCGGAUGCUUUGAGGGCGGCCGGGAUCGAGAUUGACGGGGAUGUCUCGAUGCUGGCGAGGCUCGGGGGGCUGCUGGAUCCGGGGGACAGGAACUUUAAUAUUGUUACGCCGUGA